AUGUUCUCGAAAUCUACGCUCGUUGCAUAUGUUCUCUCAGCGGUCUUCGUCGUCGCUCAAACACCGGCUUACACUGGCCAGUUGCUCCUGGAACCUGGUAACUCGGCCGCGAAGUGCUUGCGAGCGGAUGAUCGAAACGGGGCACCCGUGACUCUUACGUCGUGCACGGGCGCCUCCGACCAACUCUGGACUUUCGACAAUGGCCAAGUCAAGACCUCGUCCAACAAGUGUCUAGAUGUGACGGGUGGUCAGGAUGUCGAUGGCGUCAAGCUACAAGUUUGGGACUGCAGCGGCAGCGAUGCCAACCAGAAAUUUUACUACACGGCAUACGGCGACAAUCACCACGGAAAAUGUCUCGAUUUGCCCAGCGGCAGCCUCAAUGAUGGUACUCAAGUCCAGCUCUGGACGUGUGAUGGCGGGAACCCCAACCAGGUUUGGAACGUUGGCUACAUGUCCGACAAACUGCCCUCCCAGACCGAAUCCGGACAAAGCGGUACCAAUGCAUGCGGUGGCGCAUCUUCGCAGUCUAGCAUGUGUCAAACUGCUUGGAUCAACGACGCCGACGACUUCUGCCUGUGGGCUCCUCCCAACGUCGGAAACAUCGGCGAUACCGAGCGGGAGGAAGUCGCGUGGUGCACGAAGUCGGGUCGCGGCACACGUAUCAUUCCGGAUGGCACUCUUCAGGGCGUACAUUUCGUCCGCACUCCAGACUACGUUCAAGUGACAGGUGUCGGCGAUUUCACGAAGAUCAACGUCCCCGCGGGUGACUCCGGUGGAGAACUUGAUCCUCAUGGCGCUGAUUCUCGCGGAAACCCGGUUGGAGGUCUUGUCUACGGGAAUACGUUUGGUUCCAACCUGCAGUAUCACGAGUGGACGAGCUUCAUCUCCGAGAAAGAAUUCUGCUUCCGUGCUUGUACGGGUCCGAAUGCACGAGAAAACUGCCAGCACAUAUACGACACGAUGGGUUGCUACUGGAACAUGCCCGCCAACUACGACUCCGGCGUCUUCGAGUCCUGCCAAGCAGACGACGACCUGCCGAUGGGCGUAUAUGGGACGUCGACCUGGUACCAGGGCCAAUCUCCGACUCCGGCAGCCCACCCUCCCGCUUCUUCGUCAAUGUGCACGCCCUUCCCGAGCAUCAGCGUGUCGCCGUCGAAGCGCGACAGGAUGGAGAAGAAACGUGUGCCGCCGGUGACCUCCGUGCCGAAACCGACGAUGAUCAGGUCUCCGAACCCUGUGAGGGAGUUGUGA
This is a messenger RNA of Punctularia strigosozonata HHB-11173 SS5, 1251 nucleotides long. RefSeq names its product carbohydrate-binding module family 13 protein. Bases 1 to 1251 code for a protein of 416 amino acids. The record is from RefSeq and is a predicted model, not a curated record. Lineage: Eukaryota; Fungi; Basidiomycota; Agaricomycetes; Corticiales; Punctulariaceae. The transcript has 8 exons.